UCCUCGUGGCCACGGAACGAUGAAUCGCUGAUUGAUUGAAUGAAUACGUUGUUUGUCUUCCGAAGGUUAUUUUCGAAGACGCAAUUUUUUGCAAGAAAUCCAAGCCAAGGAUAUAUCUUCGGGCUAGAUAAUCGCAGAAAUAUCUUUCAGCCUCUUAGAUCGCUUGAGUGGGGUUUAGAACACUUCUCAAAGUCAAUAAUUUUUGUGGGAAUAAAAACAAUGUCUGCCGACAACGCCGAAAAUUCAACCAUUCUGGAGAAUCUACGAAAAUCCUUGAAGGAGCAGGGUGACUUGGUAAGAAAACUAAAAGCUGAAAAUGCUCCUGCACCAGACCUUGAAGUUGCCAUCAAGGAGCUUAAAGUUAGGAAAAAGGCCUUUGAGACCAAGGAAAAAGAAAUGGCACCCAAGCAAGAAAAAUUUGAGAGAUCAAAAUUGGAGGACUUGCUAAAGAGGCGAUUCUUUUUUGUCCCUUCAUUUGAAAUCUAUGGAGGUGUGGCAGGGUUGUAUGAUUAUGGACCCUCUGGUUGUGCUAUGGAAGCCAACAUGAUAAACAUUUGGAAAUCACAUUUUGUUUUGGAAGAGCAAAUGUUGGAAAUAAGAGCUUCUCUUCUGACACCUCAUUCAGUUCUUAAAACAUCAGGGCAUGUUGACAGGUUUGCUGAUUUCAUGGUGAAGGACGUCAAGACUGGGGAUUGUUACAGAGCCGAUCAUCUAUUGGAAGGACACCUUGAAAAACUGUUAGCAGAUAAAAAACUGGAGGAAGAGAAGAGACAAGAGUAUGAAAGUGUUAUUGGCCAGGUAGAUAACUAUGGGAUGAAAGAACUUGGGGAGCUUUUGAAAAAGUACAACACCAAGUCUCCAGUAACAGGGAAUGAUCUGACUGAUCCUGUGGAAUUCAAUUUAAUGUUUUCAACCUCAAUUGGUCCAAGUGGGCUCAUCCCUGGCUUCCUUAGACCAGAAACAGCUCAAGGAAUCUUUGUGAAUUUCAAACGCCUCUUGGAAGCUAAUAAUGGAAGACUACCAUUCGCCUCAGCACAGAUUGGACCUGCCUUUAGAAAUGAAAUAUCACCUCGAUCGGGUCUUCUGAGAGUAAGAGAAUUCACCCUGGCUGAAAUCGAACACUUUGUUGAUCCAAGCGACAAGAGUCAUCCCAAGUUUGAAAAUGUGAGCUCUCAAACACUGAGGUUGUUUCCAUCAGAACAUCAGAUUGAGGGAAAACCGCCACUGGAGAUCACUGUAGGAGAUGCUGUCAAUCAGAAAAUUGUUAGUUCCCAGACCAUGGGUUACUUUCUCGGCCGCGUGUUCCUCUUCUUGCUGAAGGUUGGGGCUGAUCCAAAUAAGAUCCGCUUCAGGCAGCACAUGUUCAAUGAAAUGGCGCAUUACGCUUGUGACUGCUGGGACGCUGAACUCCUCACCUCCUAUGGCUGGAUAGAAUGCGUUGGAUGUGCUGACAGGGCCUGUUAUGAUCUGUCCGUUCACACAAAAGCAACCGGCGAGAGACUGGUCGCUCAAGUUGAUUUGGAGCAAUCGGAAAUGAUUGACGUAGUGGAAAUCGUCCCAGAGAAGCCAGCAGUUGGAAAAGCGUUUAAAAAGGAAGGGAAAAUUGUCAUGGACUAUCUGGCUCAGAUGGAUAAGGAUGCUAUCAAAGCAUUCGAGGAUAAACUUAACGAAAACGGUAAGGUGAAUUUAACAAUAGAAAACAAGGAGUUUACCAUUGAAAAGGCCAUGAUCAGGGAAAUCAAACGAUACCAGAAGGAAAUUCAUGUUCGUGACGUAGAACCCCACGUGAUCGAACCGUCGUUUGGAGUUGGAAGAAUCAUGUAUUCUGUCCUUGAACACAACUUUAGAAUUCGCGAAGGAGACGAGCAGAGGACGUGGCUGUCCCUUCCUCCUGCAGUAGCGCCCGUCAAGUGUUCUGUACUUCCGCUCAGCAAGAACAAAGAAUUUAGUCAGUUUGUCAAGAAGCUGUCGGAGUCUCUUACUGAGCUGGACAUCUCUCACAAAGUGGAUGACUCCAGCGGAUCAAUCGGUCGGCGUUACGCUCGAACCGACGAGAUAGCCAUUCCAUUCGGUAUCACUGUGGACUUUGAUACAGUGAACAAGGAACCUCACAGUGCUACGCUAAGAGAGAGGAACUCUACACGCCAAAUACGGGCGCAGAUUGACGAGUUACCCACUAUUGUCAGCAACCUUGUCCGUGGAAAGGUCACGUGGUCAGUAAUAGAGGCACAAUAUGGUCUGUUCGAAGGGCAGGAGACUGGUGCCAAGUAGGCGAUUCACUAAGCAGCCCCUGCAGAUUAUACGAAUUUGAAAACAGCCGAGGAAAUUGAGUGAUCCUACUACAACCUGCUCUAAAGCUAGUUGCGAGGCAAUACUGCUGAAAAGCAUGCACUCGAUUUGUUACGUUUUUCGCGAUUGUAGCAACACAGGCGUGGAAAGAUAAUAAAAUAUUUAA
Pocillopora verrucosa is the source of this 2455-nucleotide messenger RNA. Its product is annotated as glycine--tRNA ligase. The record is from RefSeq and is a predicted model, not a curated record. Gene Ontology annotation, molecular function: glycine-tRNA ligase activity; ATP binding. Gene Ontology annotation, cellular component: mitochondrion; cytoplasm. NCBI's taxonomy places the organism in Eukaryota, Metazoa, Cnidaria, Anthozoa, Scleractinia, Pocilloporidae. Gene Ontology annotation, biological process: mitochondrial glycyl-tRNA aminoacylation.